Messenger RNA from Mizuhopecten yessoensis (Yesso scallop), 1619 nucleotides. RefSeq names its product ADP-ribosylation factor 6. Gene Ontology annotation, cellular component: cytoplasm. Bases 224 to 751 code for a protein of 175 amino acids. Lineage: Eukaryota; Metazoa; Mollusca; Bivalvia; Pectinida; Pectinidae. Gene Ontology annotation, molecular function: GTP binding; GTPase activity. The transcript is spliced from 5 exons. The record is from RefSeq and is a predicted model, not a curated record. Gene Ontology annotation, biological process: vesicle-mediated transport; intracellular protein transport.
UUUGCGGAAUAUCUUCGAGGUCAUUUACGCCAGGGCUGUUAAAAUGAGAGAUGGACCCAAAUAGAAAUGCACUUGCUGUAUUUUCAUCAUAUGUUGUUUUAUAAGACGUAUACAUAGUGCUCGUGAAUAAUUAGAUCGUUGUUUUACUCUACUUUCAAGGUUGAGCCAUCGAAAGGCUCGUAGAUAUCCGUAACUUUACGAAUAUACCAGAUUAAAAUCCAAGAUGGGGGGGUUUCUAUCCAAGAUCUUCGGCAAUAAAGAAAUGAGGAUAUUGAUGCUGGGCCUAGAUGCAGCAGGAAAAACUACUGUUUUAUAUAAAAUCAAAUUAGGUCAGAAUGUUACAACUAUACCAACAGUGGGCUUUAACGUGGAGACUGUGACGUAUAAAAAUGUCAAGUUCUCUGUAUGGGAUGUGGGAGGUCAAGACAAGAUCCGACCGUUAUGGCGUCAUUACUAUGCCGGUUCCCAGGGACUCAUAUUUGUAGUGGACUGUGCCGAUCGCGACAGAGUGGACGAGGCUCGCCAGGAACUGCACAAGAUCAUUAAUGACCGGGAGAUGAAGGAGGCUAUAAUAUUAGUAUUUGCUAAUAAACAAGAUUUACCUGAUGCAAUGAAACCACAUGAAGUACAAGAAAAGCUAGGACUAACGAGGAUGCGAGACAGGAACUGGUAUGUUCAGCCUGCGUGUGCCACCACCGGUGAAGGACUGUUUGAAGGGUUUACGUGGCUCAUGUCAAACAACAAGUCGUGACCUGUGUUGCCUCCGAAGGAAACAUUUUUAAUACAAAAAUGCUUUUAUUACGAUAUUCAUGAAAAGGAGAUAUGAGCUGUGUGGUGUAUGCUUUGCCAAUAGAAGCUAAUAAAGAAGUGGCGUAUCUUCUCGGCAAACAGGAUUAAGGAUGCAUGCGGUGGACACAUCAUGUGACGUGGAGGUGUUAAUUGACCACAAGACUUUGUAAACAUCCGAGGGAAUGAGAGGUGCACAAUGUACAUCCUUGUUGUAGCUCAAGGUGAUCUGACGAGUGCUUUCACCCUAAACAAUAAGGACGAACUACUGUAACUGUAUUGUACUCCAUUCAUAUGAACAUAUAUACAUACAAGUGUUUUUCUACCUUUCAGUUCAUGAGAACUGGCACACUUUGAUGAAUGUGGCUGACUGUUACCUCUAGUAGCGAUGCUUGCACAUGAAAGAGAAUGUGUGUAUGAGAGAAAGAGAGAGAGGGAGUGAGAGAAAGAGCAGGAGGAGUAUAUAUUUUGCAUUGUCGUUUAGAGGGUGAUCAGAUUUUUUUUACCAGUCUUUUUGUUAAUGUGGGUUUAUUUUAUUGUUAUUUUAAGAGAGUUUCCAAAAGGAAAUACAUGCUUUUGUUGAGAGUUAUAUAUACCGGUACCUCCCAUGCCUGAUACAAGGCACCAGAAAGUUGAGCAACUGAAUACUGGCAGUCCAGCACUGGUUCAGUCUUGUCCAUCCUUGUACUGAUCAUAAAAAGCCACAGUAUAGCCCACUUGGGUAUUAAAAGCAAAAAGAUAUAAAGUAUGUUUUCCCCUAUUAACCUAUUAAAGCAUAGGUUAAUUAUAUAGACAGACAUCUGCUGUUGUUAUCAUCUGAUGUAAAAAAAAAA